Trematosphaeria pertusa is the source of this 2139-nucleotide messenger RNA. RefSeq lists its product as uncharacterized. Lineage: Eukaryota; Fungi; Ascomycota; Dothideomycetes; Pleosporales; Trematosphaeriaceae. The record is from RefSeq and is a predicted model, not a curated record. Bases 1 to 2139 code for a protein of 712 amino acids. The transcript has 3 exons.
AUGCCUGUCUCUUUCUCCUCUCCCUCUGGCACUCAGUGCCCGCGCCUCGACGCCUACAAGGCCCUCAAGUACUCGCAGCUCGAGGUAUUUGCCGAGAACCGAUACCAGACCCCCAAAGAGCGCGAGCUCUACAAGUCCUCGCUGCUCGCCAUCUCCGCCGACAACGACCUAGAGCCCACCGAGGCCAAGCUGGGCGAGCUCCUCUACUUCCGCGAGGGCUCCCUCCUUGCUGCCAAGCAGCGCGUCAACGAGAUGACCCGGCUCCAGCUGGAGCACGAAUCCCUGGUCCGCGGGCUGCUCACCCGCAACGAGCUGCCGCCCCUGUCCGACUUCCGUCUCCGCGCGCUCCUCCUGGGCGACCAGUUGCAGCUCGAGGCCGAGAAUCGUGCCGCCCGCCUUGCUUCGCCCGACAGCGGGUACGUUUCCGCGGUUGGCUCCGACGAGGAGCUUUCGGGACCGGACGCCAACGACGAUAAGCCCGGCCACAUCGUCCGGCACUGGCAUCCGGAGUUGGGUCAGUCGGUAUCGUACAGCACCCUAUCGACAUCCCUUCUCAUAGCCAUAACCAUGUCAACCACAAAGAUUUCUCUCGGCCAGUACAUGCAGCGCAAGCAGUCGGCAUUGGGGAACGCCGCCUCCGCUGCUCCCCCUAUAGUCACCACCACCACGGCGUACGCUUACGGCGCACCCAGCCUUGCUGCCGCCAUCGAAAACCCGGCGAAGUACUACCCGAAACCCGAUCCUUUCGCUGGGAUUUCCAACUCGUCCAAUCCCUAUCCUACUUACAUCCCGAACCGAAAGCCGCACUGGUCGCGGCCACCUUUGGUCCACCCUUCCCAGUAUGCACGGCCUUCCCUCUAUGUGCCGAAACUCGGCUCAGCUCCGUGGUUGGACCAAGACACGAUAGACAUGAACAACCGCCUCAAGGACAUCUUUUCCCGUCCCCUUGAUCAGGAGCGAGGCGACCAUUGGCGCCCUCCGAAGCGAUAUUCCCGCGAUAGUGAUUGCAGCCACGACCGCCACUUUCGGGACUUCGUGCCCAAGUCCCCUCGGCGCGGACGCAUACAGAAGCGCCGCGAGUCCACCCACUCAGCCGACCGAGCUGGCCUUGAUCACAUCACACUAGGUGCAGUGACUAGAUUUGAUGACCCUAACACAUACAAGGCUCUGGUGCUCGACGAACUCCUCGACGAAGCUCGAGCCCGCGGUCUCCCCCUUCGGUCAGUACCUGAUAAAGCCUACGUUGCUCAAGCCUUGGAACUUAGCGACAGGGUAUAUUGCGAGCAGCUCCAGAUGCAUUGGGGCAAAGGGGCAGAUGUCCUUCGUGACACUGUCAUCACCGCUGGCGUACCCGGCCUGGAUUCGCAGAAGCACUAUUCCGCUGAGACCCUCGCUAUGAAGAUUGCUGAGCAUGGGGCUCGUCAAGCUGUGGAGCGCCUCCACGUUAAAGAGAAGGACCAUGCUACGAAGGAAGCUGAAGCAAAGGGGAGCAUCAGAAAGACUUCUCGCAAGUCCAAGCCGACCCAGGUCACUGCAUCUGCUACGAAGGUGAACACGACAAAGCCUGCUGAAGACACUCAGGCUGAGGCAUCCCAGCACAAGCAACAGCGAGCCGUAGAGGCUGAGAAGUCGACGAAAGCGACCAAGUCGAGCAAGUCGGUGGAUAUCGAGAUGACAGCCGCUCUGGAGAGCGAGACACCACGUAAGAUACUGAAGCCUAAGAGCCAGAAGCCCGAUACUGCGACGUCUAGCUAUCCAUCUCCUGAGGCCACUGACUCGCCGGACUCCACAUCAACUACACCGCCAUCGCCUCGUGCACACCCUGCCACGAAACAGGUCAUGCCUACGUCGAAGGCAGGAUGCACUAGCAGUGAGCAGGAGCAGCCUCGGGGUAUUGCGCAAGUUGCUAGGAGACGCAGUACUUCGUCUUCCCUGAAUGGUCUCAACUGUGCGUCGCCGAAGCGAAAGCGCUCUGUAAGGGAUACCAAAGGUCGCCUGGAGGACUAUCGCAGUGGCGAGGAUCAUGCGGUCAAGGGUGAGGAGGACGGGGAGAUGCAGGAGGUUCGGCCAAAGAAGAAGAGGAAGCCCGGCGUUUCGCUUACCGCGAUGAAGAAGAGCCGCUUGAUUUCUGGGUUGUGA